AUUAUUUUGUCGUGAAUAUAUGUAUAAUACAAUAAUAUUUUUUGCAGAUUAUGGUCUUGGGGAUGACAACGAACGAACGUAUGAAUGCUGGCCGUUACAAACAUUUCAAGCAGGGGAACCCGUUCCAUCGCGGUGCUCUGCAGAAUGCCGCUGAUUUCUGUAACUUUAGCUUUUGCGGGGUGAAGGCGAAACCUAGCUCGGACUGGUUGCAUAGUUUUGAUCUCAAGCAAAGUAUCGAGAAGUUACCUUUGCUCGCACAGAAAGAUAAUUUUCAAUAUGUUUAGAAUUCGGUAAGCAGCCAUGAGAAGCUAAUUGUACACACUUACAUACAUCAUAUCACUUAUGCCUGACGCGUAUUCCUUGGGCUAUCAAAGAGUUGCCACGAACAUGUAAGUGAUUUUCCAGUACGGCAGUAAUUAUGCAUACACGACGAUGCGAUAUAGUUCAUACUUUCUAAACAGCUCUACUAUACAUCGUUCGCUGAAUAACAAUCUUUCGACUUGUACGUAAAAGAUUGUUAUAUUGCGAGUAUGCAUAUCCCAUCUCUACUUUACUCUACUUAAAGCUGUCGAUGAAAGAAUACAAAUGCACAAAUACUUCAUCAAUUAAAUCUUUAUUGCCCAAACAUAAAAAACGAUAAAGAAA
Messenger RNA from Pogonomyrmex barbatus (red harvester ant), 645 nucleotides. RefSeq names its product palmitoyltransferase Hip14-like. NCBI's taxonomy places the organism in Eukaryota, Metazoa, Arthropoda, Insecta, Hymenoptera, Formicidae. The record is from RefSeq and is a predicted model, not a curated record.